UCGUCCCGAGGUCUUUGCUCGUUGUGUGCUAUAACAAUUACCGAAAAAAUCGAAACUUUGACGUGAGACACGUCCGGCGGUAAACUGUAUGGAAGAAGUAAAUGUGUGGGCGAAUUCAUGGACAAUUAUUCCAUCGAUGAAUUUAUUGACGAUACCAAAAUUUUACCUAUUCAUUGCGUGGGAAUUUGAAUUUUGUCGUUACUUUACGGGGGCUGCUCUCUAGCGCUCUGAAGUGGCUCGCAAUGGUUUUGAAAUGAUUUCGAACGCUCGUCGAGAAUCACGUCGUUAGCGCCACCUGUUAGACGCUGGAGCUUCAAACUGAUUAGGCCAAAAGCCAGAAUCAGAACCAAGGAUCGCCUUGUCAAUAUUGACAAGUACCUGAUUACGUUCCAAGAGACGUUUCGAAGUGACAGAAAUUGAUAGUUCUCUGCGUCGUGAAUAAAAUUCUGCAGUCGCAUUCGAAUUUCAACGUAAAUGCAAGAUUACUACGGUUCUGUAGCCUGUGUGCGUAGACAUAUGUGCAUGUAUUUAUUUUUGUAGCGAGCCACCUGUCACUUUCAACCGACUGCAAUGCGGUGCAUUUUAAUAUUUGACCACUUGAACGAUGUGUUAUUUACAAAGUGCAACAAAAAAUUUGCCGCGCAUAUACAGAAACUGGCUAGGAUACAGGGACUCAUUCCCGAGGAUAAGGACGAAAACGAUGUCAGUAACAAGCUGAGUCCGAAUACAAUAAUCCAACUGUUUGCGCCAAUUGUAACUUCCCAGCGAGUGAUGGCGUGUCAAUUUGGCAAUUCAUAUACAUCUGUACAGUGUCAGGAUGGCACUAACAUGGUAUUUGAUGAUUUCAUGGGCUAUAUGUUUGUCUACAUAGCCAGUAGCGACGUCACUUUAAUGAAGAGGACUCUGGGGGUCUGCGUAUCCAUUGUUCGACACUUAUGUGGACCUGACGUAGCUCUAUUAAAAUGGAACAAGCAAAGAGUAUCUCUGGUUUCAUCCUUACUGGACGCCUGGAUAACUCUGCGGGGAUGUGAGCAGAGCAUACUAGUCGAGGCUAUAGAACAAUUAUCCGUGAAUCCAGAUUUAGCGUCCGCUACUCUGAGAGCACUGCACGAUGCAACUGACAAACUUAGAACGCAAUCGGAAUUCAGUAAUGUCCAUGCCUUGAUUUUGGUGGAAAAUAAAUUUUUAUCCUUAUACUCGAGUAAAAAUUCACUCGACUUGAGUGCCUCUGAUAUUUUGCUAAUGAUGCUGCUAUGCUGGGUUGCUGGAGAUAAAGGAAAAUUAAUGGAAGAUCAAGACAACUUUGACGAUGACUUUUUAAGCCCGGAAAAUAGCUUGACAGAAGAGUCAAAAGGCCUUAAUAUUGCUGGAAAAUUAGCUAAUCCAACGUGCAAAGACAUCACGAAUUUAUUUGGUGACUCGAGAGAUUCGUCUAUCAGCGAGGGCUUGUACAAGUUGGCCGAAGAUGAUUUAUACAGCCAACUGGUACUGCUUGGUUCUGGUCAUAACUAUACAGCAAAUGCGAUUCACAUCACAGAAUUAGCGGAUGGUAUUAAUUUAGUUAUAAUCAUAGAGGCAAGCAACUUGUCAACGUCGUCUGGUCUCUACGAUAGUUUUUACUAUUUGAAUACAAUAAACAAUCUACAGCUGCAGAAAGACAUAGACGAGCUGAAGCCAGCGUUCGAUAAUUUAGACGCAGCGAUAAAGAAAUCCAUAGACGGGAUUAAGAAGAACAGAAAUCAUAUAAACAACGACAUUGAUAUGUGUCAGAGGAGAUUACAAGUGAAAUGGGAAUUUAUACGCAAGAAAUAUGUAGAACUACUGAAAUCCAGAGAUCCCGAAUGCGUUCUGAGAAUAGAAUCCAGCACUUCUGGAUUUACGGAUACUAUGAAAGAGCUACUGCAGCUCACCUGCUUCGACAAGAACUUUCUGAAGCAAGGUGUAGACGUCAUUACAGCUGUCAGUAAAUUGGUCAGACAGAAGAUCAACGACUUCAGCAAUUUCUUGAAAGUCAAAGCUCUCAAGAACUUCACUCUCGGCUCAUAUCUGGAAGAGUUCCCAGGGCUGGUUCAUUUUAUUUAUGUAGACAGAACGACACACAGGCUCACUGCUCCAACUUUGGAUUUCACUAGUCCUGAAACAUUAGCGCUUACCAAUAAGAAGAUAUGGACGAUGGUUGAUCAUAGCAGAGCUCAUUUACAAGAAGGACACUUGUCUGUCAUGUGGAAGGAUACAACGUUUAAUUAUGCGUAUUUUUUAUGGUUUGAGGACAAUUCGGGAUCGCCCUUGAAGUGUAAAAUUCACCCGAAUCAUCUAAUGAAAAAUCUCCCCCUGCCUGGUAUCAUAUGUGGUGACUAUUACAAGAAACUUGUCGAAGUCUGCUUUCCAAAGUUAUCACCAAACAAGAUCAGAAUAUACGAGCUCUACUGUGUACACUUGGGUCUAGCAACGUCGUCUUGCGUCUUGGAACAUUCCAGAAGACUCGCAGCGACGAUAUGGGAAGUUACCGGAGUGCCAAACAACCCUAUUGAUAUUCUGUAAAAUAUCAACAGGACAGGGUUACAAGAAUGCGAAACUAAGUUAAAUGGAACCAGAACAAAUCCGAUCUAUUUUCAGCAGCUCUAAGUAUCCUCAAGAAGUCACAGAAUUUUCUAAGUAAUAUUUGGACUGUACCAAAGGAUACGAAAUGUUUUAGAAUAGGUAUAGAAAACCCGUAGUACGUCUGAUAUUCAGUUCCUUUUUUCAAAUGUUCCGUUUCACUUCGUGUCACUGUCAUGACUGAGGAUAAGAAGACGAUUUUACGGAAGGAUAUUAUACAAAUUUCGCAAUUGAAGAAAUCCCGUUACUUUGGGAUUCGUACGUGCGCGGUCGCAAAGAUAAAUGAGAAAAUGUUCAAGCGAAAAAUGAUAUCCACAUUAACAGCACACAUUCCGUAUUGAUGCAGUAUUUUAAAAAUACCCAUGUUUUAAUCAUCAUGUUGAAGUUAGUAACGUUAUCGUAACGAUUCAGUAAACCGUAAUAAAACGAAACAUACACAUAUUUUGAAAUCUUAGUUCCUUCGUUAUCCAGUCAUUGUAAUAACAAGGAAAUAGUGUUUUCUCCCCAAUUUGUCAUCACGAUAAUUUUACUAACUUAAACCCCGUUUUUAAUCGUUAUUGUACAAUUUAUUGCUAUUAUACCCGUGUACCUGUUUUAUCGUAUGUUCUUUUAAAAAUUAAACGUAUUUAUCUCGGACCUGCAGUAAAAUAACCGGCUUCCUAAGUAAUUAGCGAUAAACAUUUUAUUUUUAUUAUAUACUAAUGACGUGUAAAACACUCGCCAGUAAAACAGAAAUUUCGUGAGUGUGAGAUUGUUUUUUAAUCACUUAUCAGACCGAUGUGCUAAUAGUAAGUCUGCCUUGUUUCAAUAAAUUGGAAACCCUUUCUAUAGAUAUAUUAUUUUGCAAGACUGAAGUAAAAUAUGUUACAACAAUAUGCUUUUGCGAAUGUAAAUACUAUACACGUUUAUGACAUUUAUGCCAGACAUAUUUUCACUUGCAGCUCAAACUGGGGAGUUAAUAUUAACGAACUUAGACAUCGGCAAAGUUCUCCCUGAAUGAAUUGAUCGUCAGGUAGAAUAAUGAUGUAUACAUUAUACGGAUUUAUUAUCCCGCGAGAAAGUACAAGAAUAGAUUUGAUAACGUCUGACAUUUUUAAGCAAUGCAACGGUAAUAAAUAUUCGAUAUCAUCGUAUGGCGGCAUGUUUGUAUGUAAUCCUACGAUUACCAUCAGUCAUUGCUCAUUAGUAUUGUGGAAAAUUUUUAGACAAAAUAAGCAAAAUACAUUAUUUUUAUUAUUUUGACAUUAAAUUGUUAAUUCAAUGAAGAUAAUUACAAGUACACAAGCAGAAUACACUUAUAUUGCGUUCAACAUUGAUAUGAACGUGGUAGAUAGAUGUUUUCUAUUUAUUUACUCGAUUGGAAUAUAAUCACAUACAAUGCAAAAAUUAGGUUUUUCGUUUCAAGCGAGAGUUGGAAAUUUUAAAUUACCAAGUUUCUACGCUUUUGGUAUUUUCCUGUUAUCAAUAAAAACAAUUGUGCAAAAGGGACCAUACUUAUGUAUCAAGUUUUAUACUUCAUCCAAGCUAUUUGUAAAAAAACAACAGACAGUAAACCAGUCUGUUAUUUAGUACAAGUGUGUCUUCAUACUUGUUUGCAUUUAUAGAACGGAAUUUCUUGCUCGCUCACCUUUUUUCUUGCAACAAAGUUGUAAAAUUUGCAAAUUAACUUUACAGAAUCUUCGAUAUUAAUCCCGUUUGACUCGCCUUCAUCAUAAUGAUACGAAAUUAAGUAGAUCGUACUAUACAUAGAAUAUCCAAGCAAUCUCAAUUAGGAUAAGUUUGGUCUAUCAC
Neodiprion fabricii is the source of this 4389-nucleotide messenger RNA. RefSeq names its product Hermansky-Pudlak syndrome 1 protein homolog (gene HPS1). Gene Ontology annotation, cellular component: BLOC-3 complex. Gene Ontology annotation, biological process: vesicle-mediated transport. The record is from RefSeq and is a predicted model, not a curated record. NCBI's taxonomy places the organism in Eukaryota, Metazoa, Arthropoda, Insecta, Hymenoptera, Diprionidae. The transcript has 8 exons. The coding region runs from base 571 to 2541 and encodes 656 amino acids. Gene Ontology annotation, molecular function: guanyl-nucleotide exchange factor activity.